Anopheles cruzii is the source of this 536-nucleotide messenger RNA. RefSeq names its product zinc finger CCCH domain-containing protein 4-like. NCBI's taxonomy places the organism in Eukaryota, Metazoa, Arthropoda, Insecta, Diptera, Culicidae. The transcript is spliced from 4 exons. The coding region runs from base 35 to 433 and encodes 132 amino acids. The record is from RefSeq and is a predicted model, not a curated record.
UUGGGUUUCGCUACCUGUUACUACCGUUCAAAGUAUGGCUACUACUACGCCACUGAUACUGCUCGUCGUUGGGGUUCUGCUGUGCGCUCUGGGCCAGUCACGGGCCUCACCGCUGUCGGGAGAGCCCACCGGGGUUGCUCAAGUGCCCCAAAUUCCGAACAUGCCCGGACCGGGAGAUUUCCCCAGGCCGCCCAAUAUGGUGCAGAGCCGUGUGGUACGUCAAGCACCGCCGGACUUUCCGGACCACGGAAAGAUGCCACCACCGCCCGAAGGCCCUCCGCAGAUUCCGUCGAUGCGAGCCCGCCGGGACACGGAAACGCCCCUGGGGCAGGCUAACGAUCUUCCGACCUUCGCUCAAACUACUUCGCACGGACGGCGUGGAAAGCGGGCCGCCAAAGGCACCGGAGGCAAGUUUCCCAGUAAAACCGGAUAAGCUGUGCCGGAUGCUUUAGGGUCAACGCAACAAAAAAAAUCGGGAAUAGAGCGUGCUGCAAUCAACAUGUACUACAAUGGAAUAAAAAGGCAAACAUCACGCA